Verticillium dahliae VdLs.17 is the source of this 758-nucleotide messenger RNA. RefSeq lists its product as uncharacterized. The transcript has a single exon. The coding region runs from base 149 to 244 and encodes 31 amino acids. Lineage: Eukaryota; Fungi; Ascomycota; Sordariomycetes; Glomerellales; Plectosphaerellaceae. The record is from RefSeq and is a predicted model, not a curated record.
AUCCUCUCUCUAUUCCAACAUCAUCAACCCAAGAUUCUUCCGCAAAACACAACCAAGCAACAAGUCGACCACAGAGCUCAAGCUACUACGCCCACGUCAAACAAGACCAAAUCUCCAACCACCAAAACACCAAAACACCAAAUUCACAAUGGGCUGCCCUUCCUGCUGCAAGUGCGGAAGCAUGAUCGUCAUCAGCAACUCGUGCCCUUCGUGCGGCCACCACGAGUGCACCACAUGCCUCUAGAGUGAACGCCACACAACCAGACGAGCAUGCAAGCACUGCUUUUUCGUCAGCUCCUACUUUGAGCCUCACGAUGCACGGAGAAAAAGUUUGGUGCCACCAGAUGAGACGACAGGAAAUAGCCCGAUGCCAGCCGUGGGUGACUCAGCCAUGAAAUCGACCAAGCCCGGUUAUUUCCGAGACAUCUCAUGAGGCUGUGGCACCACUCGACUCAAUUCAGGGUACUCACUCCUCAGCACUCGGAGCCCCCCAAAGUGCGGCUCGGCAUGGCCUCAUGGACGGUGCUUCGUUGCAUGACAUGACGACCUUUUGGCCUUCUCAGCGCGUGUACAACUUUUGCGAUAUCCUCUCUGCUACGAUUGGCGUCUUCUGGCUUGGGUGGAAUGGGGAUGGAUGGGACCAAUCCAACACAUGGCGCCAACGGCACGUCGUGACUGUGGCAGAACGUCUACAGGUCUCGAAAAGGCCCAUGCGUAAACGGUUAUCAGGUAGACCCAAUACACUCCACAUACUGCAC